This is a messenger RNA of Calypte anna (Anna's hummingbird), 3352 nucleotides long. It is a transcript of the gene AJM1, whose product is annotated as apical junction component 1 homolog. Gene Ontology annotation, biological process: cell-cell junction organization. Lineage: Eukaryota; Metazoa; Chordata; Aves; Apodiformes; Trochilidae. The transcript has 2 exons. The coding region runs from base 103 to 3351 and encodes 1082 amino acids. The record is from RefSeq and is a predicted model, not a curated record. Gene Ontology annotation, cellular component: apical junction complex; plasma membrane.
CCCAGCCCACCAACCCCCUCCCUGCUACCGCCGGAUCAGGGCUGGCUGCCUUCCUCUGAGGCCAUCUGAAGGGGAGCUGGCAAGAGAAGAGUCACUUUUAAGAUGACACGAACGGAUCCACCUGACAUCCUGGUGUCUACAGUGUACCAAGACAUAAAGGUGGCCACCACAGCCCCCCGGGAUUCGAUUGUCUGUCAGCCCCUGGCACGAUGUGACGCAUCCAUGUCCUCCUCCCUGCCCCGCGAGCCCCAGCCCUUCAACAAGCGCCAUUGCAGGAGCUUUGACUUCCUUGAGUCUCUGGACGAGCAGCUGGGCACACCCCCAGCCAUGGAGCGGCCCUGCCCUCACCCCAGCACCCCCGAGACCGUGCCGGGGCCGCAGGGUCGCCGAGCACCUCCAAAACCGGACCCUUAUGCGGGUCAGGCCCCGCCACCACGCAGCGAGCCCAAGCGCCGGGCCCGCUCCAAGAGCACGCCACGGGUGAAGCCAACCUUCACCGCCGUGCCCAUCGCCGUCUCGGCGUCACCGCCGCUGGCCCGGCGCGGGCGGGAGGUGCUGCGGGUGGCGCGGGAGCCCUCCCGGACCGAGCCCUCGCCACGCCGUGAGGGUCAGGUCCCGCUGCGGGUGCUGGCUAACGAGGUGCAUCCCAUCAAGCUGCAGCCGCAGCGCAGCAGCGUCAGCCGCAUCUCUCCACUCUGCCUGGGCAGCAACUGCCAUGAAGAGGGCCUGGGAGCCAAGGUAGGUGCCAGUCCCCAUGUCAAGUGCCGGGUGGACAUCAAGCCAGACGAGGCGGUGUUGGUGCACGCGGCGCGCAGCCUGCGGGCGACCCCCAGCCGGCAGGAACCGCCGCGAUGGCCACGUGCACCCGGUGCUGCCCGCGGCAGCCUGGCCGUGCCAGGGAGCAGGCAGGGCUCGGCAUCCCGCACCCCCACCCCCAGCGACUCCUACAGCGGGGACCCCCCACUCCUACCCUACCCUGGGGAGUACUACGAGACGGACCCUCGGACGCUGGCGUACCAGACGGUGCCAGUGCCGGCCUCGCGGGAAUUCAGGGAGUACCCUGAGAGGGGCUGCAUGACCUUCUCAGCCCCUGGUGUCCCCGCCAAGUUCUUCUACACAGAGGAUCCAGCACGGUGUCCCAGCCCCGCCAUGCCCCUCCGCAGCUCUGGCUACGCCAGCUACCCCUACCCCACCCGCCACAGCGUCCCCCAGCACUUUUACACCGAGGACCCAGCCAAAGCAGCAAUCCACACCAUGCCACCCCGGACGUUGUACGUGGAGGAGCCACGGGGCUACCCAGUGCAGGAGGCUCCCACCCGCACCUUCUACGGGGACGAACCCCGCUUUUACGCCCCCCGGGGCACCCCCAUCAAAACCAUUUAUGCUGAGGACGCCCGAACGUACCCGGCCCUCGGCUCCUCCGCCCGGCUCUUCUACGCUGAGGACUACGGGAGGUACCGGGAGCGGGAGGUGAUGUCGCGGACGUGUCCCCCACCCCGCAGCACUCAGCCCUUGCACUUUGGGGAGUGGUUCUGCCCCGAGCGGGGCGCCCUGCCCUACCAGACUCUGCAGGUGUCCCGCUUCACCCCCCAGCCAGCCGGCCGCGAUGCCAUGCUCUCCUCCUGGCACGGCAGCUACAGCAUCGCCCCGCCACGGCUGGGCCAGGAGAGCCAGCACUACUCCAAAUCCUGGGAUAACAUCCUGGCGCCAGCGGGGCGCAGGGAGGAGGCCCUGCAGCGCGGGCGAAGCUACGAGAAUCUGCUUGCCCAGGAGCAGCACCGUGCCUUAUCCCCCGAGGAGCGCCGGCAGCCGGUGGUCAUCAACCUGUCCAGCUCACCCAAGCGCUAUGCUGCCCUGUCCCUCUCUGAGAGCUCCAUCCUCGAGAGGGUCCAUGCCGAUGGUGGCCGCGGUCCCCUGGGCCGCUCCUGGUAUGUCACUCCGGAGAUCACCAUCACUGACAAUGACAUCCGUGCUGAGGGGCUGGGCCGGAGCGAGAGGCGCUCAGCCAGCUGGGACAUGCUGGAUGCAGGGCGGGAGCGCGGUCCCUACGCUGUGCCCUGUGCCCCGCAGCCUGUCCCCAGGGAGAGCAGCUCGGGGCGGCAGCGCAGCCUGGAACAGCUGGAUGAGCUCAUCACCGACCUCGUCAUUGACUACAAACCCGCACCAGGCCACCGCGCUGGGGACAGGGACAGUCUGGCCGAGCAACUCAAGCAGCUUCUGAGCAGCAGCAGUGCCCCGGGGCCCCCCCGGCGGAGCGAGAGCAGGAGGGUCCCCCCCAGCAUGCCUGAGGGACCGCGACCCAUGAAGGAGCAGCCAGGGCCCAGCUCCCGCACUGGUGCCCCACGCCCCCCGCCCGCCCCGCUGUCUGUUGGCACCUUUGAAAAGUCACCGGAGAACUGCUCACCCGACCUGAGCGCGGAGGAGGACGACAUGAUGAUGUGCUCCAACGCCAGGUGUCGGCGGACGGAGACCAUGUUCAACGCCUGCCUCUACUUCAAGUCGUGCCACAGCUGCUACACCUACUACUGCUCCAGGCACUGCCGCCGCGAGGACUGGGACACGCACAAGGAGAGCUGCGUCUAUGGGCGCGUGGGCAGCGUCUGCCGCCACGUCCUGCAGUUCUGCCGGGAGAACGCCGAGGUGCACAAGGCCUUCUCACGCAUCGCCAAGGUGGGAUACCUCUCCCGUGGCCGUGGUGUCCUCUUCCUGGGCUUCCCCAAUGCCGGCUCGGCUGAGAACUUCCUGCAGUUUGGGCUGGAGAGCCUGUUGAUGUCUCCCACCUACUUGUCCCUCCGGGAGCUCGACAGCUACUCGGACAACCUAGGGGAGUAUGCCCGGGAACUGCGAGAGACGGGGAACCAGUAUGACCCCAAUGAAUGUUUCCUCCUGAAUGUAACCGUCGCUAUCACCCAAAAAGUGCCAGAGAGGCCGUCGCCAAAGAUGCAGGUGCCGACGGUCAGGAAAUACGCCAAGGUGGCCUUAGCCUCCUCCAGCCCUGAGAAGAAGAUCCUGAAGAAGGAGCGGGACAUGGAGACGUUGAUCCUGACACCGCCACCUGGCACAGCAGACAUUGACAAGGAGGGGGAAGAGGGCCGCAAGGCCCGGGAGGUUUGCUUCAUCAACAUCCAACGGGAGCUGCGCAUCCGCGGUGUCUUCCUGCGGCAUGAGUUCCCCGCCGUCUAUGAGCAGCUCUGUGACUUUGUGGAGAGCAACAAGCGCUUCACCCCCACCACCAUCUACCCCAUCGACAAGAGGACGGGCAAACAGUUCAUGUGCAUGAUCAUGGCCGCCUCCGAGCCUCGCACCCUCGACUGGGUGGCCAGCCCCAACCUUCUGGAUGACAUCAUGUGAA